CUUAAAUCAAAAGAAGCUAAUUGGAGAUUUAAUGAUCGUGAGAGGUGGAUCAGACAUUCGACGAGAAAGGCAAUCCGGAAUAGAAUGGAAAGGAAAGGAUUAAAAUUGGAUAAAGAAUCUGAUUCACAGAGAAUCCGCUUCAAUUUGAACGUGUUGAAGAAGAAUAAUCCGGUCAGGUACAGUCGAGAACUUCGCACUGCCAGUGUAUGGAAAUACAAUAAAUCCGCUCCACUCCGUCAAAGCAAGGUGAUCAAGAAAUUUGAUCAAAUCCAGCCAGAGCCAACAAUUGAAGAAAUGGAAGAUACACAUUUGGAACAUAGAUUGCAUUUGUGCAAUUUGCGACGAGAAAAGUAUAAGCGAAAACAAAUACGACAGAAGAAUGCAAGAGAUGAGCAUAUCUGACCCUGACUCCUAAUGAUGAUGAUGAUGAUGAUGGUAGUCCGCGUGUGUGUAUGUGUAUUUGCGGAGUUAAUUUAGACUUUUUGGUUUCAACGAUUACGCGUAUGAAUUCAAUCCGAGGCACUUUACCUGUCAAAUUUGAUCGCGGAGUGUCGGCCUUCU
Meira miltonrushii is the source of this 561-nucleotide messenger RNA. RefSeq lists its product as uncharacterized. The record is from RefSeq and is a predicted model, not a curated record. Bases 85 to 402 code for a protein of 105 amino acids. The transcript is spliced from 3 exons. NCBI's taxonomy places the organism in Eukaryota, Fungi, Basidiomycota, Exobasidiomycetes, Exobasidiales, Brachybasidiaceae.